AUGGCUCCCGCAGCCGAUGCCGACCUCUCCGUUGAGAGCAUCUCGCCCUACGGAAAGGCCCGGGCCACUGUCCAAGAGACGGUCAUUAGCGAUGAGGAGGUCAAACAAAUCGACGACUACAUGCGGGCCAGUUUGUACCUGUGCUUGGGUAUGCUGUACCUCCGACGAAACCCGCUUCUCAAAGAGCCAUUGAAAGUCGAACACCUGAAAGCCCGUCUGCUCGGGCAUUGGGGUUCGGAUGCUGGCCAGAUCUUCACAUACGUGCACAUGAACCGGCUGAUCAAGAAGUAUGAUCUGGACGCCCUCUUCAUCUCCGGCCCAGGACACGGCGCUCCUGCGGUCAUUUCCCAGUCGUAUCUGGAAGGUGUCUACAGCGAGGUCUACCCAGACAAGUCGGAGGACGAGGAUGGCCUCCGCAAGUUCUUCAAGCAGUUCUCAUUUCCUGGAGGCAUUGGCAGUCAUGCCACCCCCGAGACCCCAGGCAGUUUGCACGAGGGUGGAGAGCUGGGUUACUCUAUCUCACAUGCGUUCGGCGCCGUCUUCGACCACCCAGAUCUGAUUGCAGUGACCAUGGUUGGUGAUGGUGAGUCUGAGACCGGCCCACUCGCAACCAGCUGGCACAGCACCAAAUUCCUCAACCCGAUCACCGACGGUGCAGUCCUCCCGGUUCUGCAUCUGAACGGCUACAAGAUUAACAACCCUACUGUCCUCGCCCGUGUUAGUCACAAAGAAUUGGAGGCUCUCUUUGUCGGCUACGGCUGGACUCCAUACUUUGUCGAAGGAAGCGACCCCAUCUCCAUGCACCAUGCCAUGGCUGCCACGCUCGAGAAGUGUGUGACCGAGAUUCGAGCAUACCAGAAGAAAGCCCGUGAAUCCGGCAAAGCUUUCCGCCCCCGAUGGCCCAUGAUUGUCCUGCGAAGCCCCAAGGGAUGGACUGGCCCCCGCACCGUCGACGGCCACUACCUGGAAGGCUUCUGGAGGUCUCAUCAGAUCCCGGUGGCAGAUGUCGCCAGCAAUCCCGAACAUCUCAAGUUGUUGGAAGACUGGAUGAAGAGCUACACUCCCGAGAAAUACUUUGGGGAAGAUGGCAAGUUCAGUCCAGAACUCCGGAAGCUGGCUCCUGAAGGCAACCGCCGCAUGAGCGCCAACCCGGUCGCCAACGGCGGAUUGAUCAAGAAGCCCCUCCAUUUGCCCGAUUUCCGGGACUACAAGAUCGACGUCCCCAGAGGCGGUACUACCGAAGCGCCCAGCAUGUCCAACAUGGCCCUGUUCCUGCGUGAUGUCAUCGAGAAGAACCAGACCAAUUUCCGUCUCUUUGGCCCCGAUGAGACCGAGUCGAACAAACUCGGUGCCAUCUACAAGGCUGGAAAGAAGGUCUGGCUCGGUGAAUACUUUGAGGAAGACAAGGAUGGCGGCAACUUGGCCUACGAAGGUCGCGUGAUGGAAAUGCUCAGCGAGCACACGGUUGAGGGUUGGCUGGAAGGCUACGUGCUGUCUGGUCGUCAUGGACUGUUAAACAGCUACGAACCUUUCAUCCACAUUAUCGAUUCCAUGGUGAACCAACACUGCAAGUGGAUUGAGAAGUGCCUUGAGGUCGAAUGGCGUGCCAAGGUUGCCUCGCUCAACAUCCUGUUGACGGCGACGGUCUGGCGUCAAGACCACAACGGCUUCACCCAUCAAGAUCCCGGUUUCCUCGAUGUGGUGGCCAACAAGUCUCCCGAAGUGGUCCGCAUCUACCUGCCUCCUGAUGGCAAUUGUCUCUUGUCCACCAUGGACCACUGCCUGCGAAGCAGCAACUACGUCAAUGUCGUUGUUGCCGACAAGCAAAACCAUCUGCAAUAUCUCGACAUGGAAGCCGCCAUUGAGCACUGCACCAAGGGUGCUGGCAUCUGGGACUGGGCCUCCAACGACCAAGGCGAAGAGCCGGACCUGGUCAUGGCCUCGUGUGGUGACGUGCCGACCAUGGAAUCGCUUGCUGCCACUGCUCUGCUACGUGAAUACAUCCCCGAAUUGAAGAUCCGUUUCGUCAACGUGGUCGACCUGUUCCGACUGAUCCCUCACGGUGAGCAUCCUCACGGUAUGAGCGAUGGCGAGUUUACCUCGCUGUUCACCGAUGACAAGCCAGUCAUCUUCAACUUCCACUCUUACCCAUGGCUCAUCCACCGCUUGACUUACCGCCGCAAGGGUCAGCACAACUUGCACGUCCGAGGAUACAACGAGAAGGGUAACAUUGAUACUCCUCUGGAGUUGGCCAUCCGCAAUAAGACCGAUCGAUUCUCUCUUGCCAUGGAUGCCAUUGAUCGGAUGCCCAAGCUGGGCAACAAGGGUGCAUGGGCACGUGAAAAACUCCUGAACGAGCAGAUUAAGUGCAAGAAUGAGGCUUUCCACGAGGGUAUUGACCCUGAAUACAUCCGCAAAUGGGUCUGGCCUUACUAG
This is a messenger RNA of Exophiala dermatitidis NIH/UT8656, 2436 nucleotides long. Its product is annotated as phosphoketolase. The transcript has a single exon. Gene Ontology annotation, biological process: carbohydrate metabolic process. Bases 1 to 2436 code for a protein of 811 amino acids. Lineage: Eukaryota; Fungi; Ascomycota; Eurotiomycetes; Chaetothyriales; Herpotrichiellaceae. Gene Ontology annotation, molecular function: aldehyde-lyase activity. The record is from RefSeq and is a predicted model, not a curated record.